Molecule: messenger RNA, 1678 nt
Organism: Olea europaea var. sylvestris
Lineage: Eukaryota; Viridiplantae; Streptophyta; Magnoliopsida; Lamiales; Oleaceae
Product: rhodanese-like domain-containing protein 4, chloroplastic
Exons: 8
Coding region: 76-1401 (441 amino acids)
Source: RefSeq, a predicted model, not a curated record
UCAUCCCAAAAGCAUAAAAAAGGAAAAAAAAAUACUUCAACUGGUUUAGUGCUCGAGGAGCCACUAAAUUAUGCAAUGGAGGCCCUUCAUCCAGUUGGAUUAACCCCACUCUCUGUUCUUGCUGAAAGAAAUAAACCAAGAAAAAAUUCAUCACUUGCCUCAAUUCCAUCGUUGAAGAACCAAAAUCUUGCCAUUUCUUUAUCAAGAAAUCUUCAAGGGGGAUUAGUCCUUUUAUCUACGGUUCUCGAUUUCGGGUUAGCAAAAGCAAUAACAUAUGAUGAAGCUUUACAGCGAUCAGUGACUAGUUCUUCCACCACUGACUUUGAUCCCAGUGGAGUAUUUGAUAGUGUGAUCAAUUUUGUUGUGGACAAUCCUUUAAUUGUUGGUGGUGGUGCGGUCAUUUUGGCGGUGCCGUUGGUGGUGGCUCAGUUGUUGAGCAAGCCUAAGCCAUGGGGAUUGGAGAGUGCUAAGACUGCUUAUACAAAACUGGCUGAUGACUCCAAUGCUCAGUUGCUUGAUAUAAGAGCACCAGGGGAGUUGAGGCAAGUCGGGAGCCCGGAUGUUCGGGGCUUGAGGAAGAAGCCGGUGGCGGUUGUAUACAAAGGUGAAGAUAAGCCUGGGUUUUUGAACAAGCUGGCUUUAAAAUUUAAAGAACCAGAAAAUACCAUACUGUUCAUUCUGGACAAAUUUGAUGGCAACUCCGAGCUUGUUGCGGAGCUGGUAACAGCCAAUGGCUUCAAAGCUGCUUAUGCUAUUAAAGAUGGUGCAGAAGGACCCCGAGGAUGGAUGAAUAGCGGCCUUCCUUGGAUACUUCCAAAGAAUACGUUGAGCCUAGACAUAAGCGGUUUUGCAGAUGCGAUCGGUGAUGCUUUGGGGGAGACUUCUGAUGCUACGUCUUUGACCCUUGGUGUUGCUGCUGCUGCCGGUCUCGGAUUAUUGGCCUUCACAGAGGUGGAAACAAUUCUCCAACUUUUAGGUUCUGCUGCUCUCAUCCAGUUAGUUAGUAAGAAAUUCCUGUUCGCAGAGGAUAGGAAACAAACUCUGCAACAAGUUGAAGAGCUCUUAAACACAAAAGUUGCCCCUAAAGAGCUUGUGGGUGAUAUACAGCAAAUUGGUAAGGCCAUUCUGCCAUCGACUGUGAGUAGCAAGGCUCUGCCCGCCCCUGUAGAGGCAAAUCCUGCUCCAGCUGAUACAACUGUUCAGAAAUCCGAGUCUAUCCCCGAGGUAAACAAUGCUCCACCUGAAGUCGAAUCAGCUCCCGAGCCCACUCCACAAAUCAAUUCAGUUGCCAAAGCAGAAGUAGAAGAAAAAUCCCUUCCUGAAAUUUCAAGGCCACUUUCACCAUAUCCUAAUUACCCAGAUUACAAGCCACCAUCCUCACCUAUACCAUCACAGCCAUAGAGGUUGGACGAGUUUAAUGGGAUAUCCGAUUUGGCUGGAAAUCAAAUAAUCAUAUUACCAGAAUUAUAGAAAUAUAUAAUCCUCUGGUACGAGGUUUUUGAGCUUACAUAUAUUGUGUUAUGAGAAAUCUUAAUGGUGGAUAGUAGAGAGGUUUCCUGGUUCGAUGUUUGUUAUCUAAUUCUUUGUAUGUAGGAGCGCAAUGUCGGAAAUUUGAAUAAUGUAUCAGUUGUAUCUGAAUUAUCUCUAUAUAAUGUGAUCACUUUAUUAUGUUUGUUAA